AAAUGCCAAGCAAAAAAUAAAUAGCUGGCGUUAGUCCGCCUAGCUUGCAUUAGUUUAGUAUAUUUGCUUUCGGUGUGAAUAGGUAAAUAAGCGAUAAAUUUUGCUCAAUAGUCGAUACAUAAGAACUUGGAUAAAAUCCUUUCAAGAUGGUGGUUAGAUCAUAUAAUGAAGAAUUGAAGUAUUUGGAGAAAAUUAACCCAUAUUGUUGGAGAAUCAAGAAGGGAUUCCAACCUAACAUGAAUGUGGAAGGUGUAUUUUACGUGAACGAGCACCUGGAAAAAUUGAUGUUGGAGGAGUUGAGGAACUCAUGUCGACCUGGGAUGACCGGCGGUUUUCUUCCCGGCGUGAAGCAAAUAGCAAAUGUGGCGGCUUUACCGGGGAUCGUGGGCCGGUCGAUAGGCUUGCCGGAUGUACAUUCUGGAUAUGGUUUCGCCAUAGGAAAUAUGGCAGCCUUUGAUAUGUCUGACCCAAAAUCAAUUGUAUCCCCUGGUGGAGUAGGUUUUGAUAUCAACUGUGGUGUGCGUCUUGUCAGGACUAAUUUACAGGAAAAGGAUGUAUUGCCAGUUAAGGAGCAGUUGGCUCAAAGCCUAUUUGACCACAUCCCAGUGGGAGUGGGAUCCAAAGGUAUCAUACCUAUGAAUGCUCGAGACAUGGAGGAAGCUCUUGAGAUGGGAAUGGACUGGUCACUGAGAGAAGGUUAUGUUUGGGCUGAAGACAAAGAGCACUGUGAAGAAUAUGGACGUAUGUUAAAUGCUGAUCCAUCCAAAGUCAGUCUGAGGGCUAAGAAGAGGGGUCUACCUCAGUUGGGAACUUUGGGUGCUGGCAAUCAUUAUGCUGAAAUCCAAGUAGUGGAUGAAAUCUAUGAUAAAUAUGCUGCGGGCAAAAUGGGCCUUGAGAGAAUAGGUCAAGUCUGUGUCAUGAUCCACUCAGGAAGCAGAGGAUUUGGGCAUCAGGUAGCCACUGAUGCUCUUGUACAGAUGGAGAAAGCUAUGAAGAGAGACAAUAUUGAAACCAAUGACAGACAGUUGGCUUGUGCAAGGAUAAACUCUCCAGAAGGUCAGGACUACUUGAAGGCAAUGGCAGCCGCAGCUAACUUUGCUUGGGUCAAUCGCAGCUCCAUGACAUUCCUAACCAGGCAGGCAUUUGCAAAACAGUUCAAAAUGGCUCCUGAUGACUUAGACAUGCAUGUUAUUUAUGAUGUUUCCCACAAUAUUGCAAAAUCUGAGGAGCACAUUGUAGAUGGUAAACUAAAGACACUAUUGGUGCACAGGAAGGGUUCCACAAGAGCUUUUCCUCCACAUCAUCCACUCAUUCCUGUGGACUACCAACUGACUGGCCAGCCUGUACUUAUUGGUGGCACUAUGGGCACAUGCAGCUAUGUACUCACUGGAACUGCACAGGGCAUGACUGAAACAUUUGGAUCCACCUGCCAUGGAGCUGGUCGUGCUCUAUCCCGAGCGAAGUCUAGGCGCAACAUAGACUACAAGGAAGUCCUAAACAAACUAGAUACAAUGGGCAUUUCUAUAAGAGUGGCUUCACCUAAACUAGUCAUGGAAGAAGCUCCAGAAUCAUACAAGAAUGUAACUGAUGUCGUAAAUACUUGCCAUGAAGCUGGUAUCAGCAAGAAGACAGUUAAAUUAAGACCUAUUGCAGUUAUUAAGGGAUAGAUUAUUAUUCAUGAACUAAGCUAUGUUUCAAUAGGUUAAUUAUCUACAUUUUGUAUUUAUUUUCUACAAAUUAUUUUCAAUAAACUAUAUAACUCAA
This is a messenger RNA of Pectinophora gossypiella (pink bollworm), 1764 nucleotides long. It is a transcript of the gene RtcB, whose product is annotated as RNA-splicing ligase RtcB homolog. Gene Ontology annotation, biological process: tRNA splicing, via endonucleolytic cleavage and ligation. The transcript is spliced from 5 exons. The coding region runs from base 147 to 1667 and encodes 506 amino acids. Gene Ontology annotation, molecular function: RNA ligase (ATP) activity. Lineage: Eukaryota; Metazoa; Arthropoda; Insecta; Lepidoptera; Gelechiidae. The record is from RefSeq and is a predicted model, not a curated record. Gene Ontology annotation, cellular component: nucleus; tRNA-splicing ligase complex.